UCAGGGAGGAGCGGCCAGAGUGUUCCGAUCUCACGUCAGACGGCGUGACCGACGGCGGCUCCGGUCUAUGAUCGCUUAACGUCGCCUGGGCCGCUAAAAUUAAACCCGGCACGUUCGCCCGGCACGAGAAGGAGUUGGAUUGUCAUUUCUUGUUUUGCGUAGCGGCGACGGACUGUUCCAACAUGGCUUUUCUGUACGAAUACGUCACACAAGAGCAACUCGCAGGCUUCGACAAAUACAAGUACAGCGCAGUGGACUCCAAUCCUUUGUCCAUCUACGUCAUGCACCCUUUCUGGAACUUUGUUGUGAAGUUUCUCCCAAAGUGGUUGGCUCCGAAUCUUAUCACGUUCACCGGCUUUAUGUUCCUGGUGGUCAACUUCCUCAUGCUGGCCUUCUACGACUACGACUUCAAUGCUUCAGCCAUUGGACAGGAUCAUGUGCCUAGCUGGGUGUGGGUGACGGCGGGGCUCUUCAACUUCCUGGCCUACACACUAGACGGCGUGGACGGCAAGCAGGCGCGCCGCACCAACUCCUCCACGCCACUAGGGGAGCUGUUUGACCACGGGCUGGACAGCUGGGCCUGCAUCUUCUUCGUGGCCACCGUCUACUCCAUAUUUGGGCGUGGCGAGAGCGGCGUGGGCGUGGCCACGCUUUACUACAUCCUUUGGGUGGUGCUCUUCUCUUUUAUUCUGUCACACUGGGAGAAGUACAACACGGGCGUGCUCUUCUUGCCGUGGGGCUACGACAUCAGCCAAGUGACCAUCUCCCUGGUCUACGUGGUGACGGCAGUGGUAGGCGUGGAGACCUGGUACCAGCCCGUCCUGUUCCACUUCCUCUACAGAGACCUUUUCAGCUUCAUGAUCGUUGCCUGCUCCUUCGCAGUGACGUUGCCCAUGAGCCUCGUCAACGUCCUCAGGGCGUACCGCAGCAACUCGCUGAAGCACGAAAGCGUCUACGAGGCCUUCCUGCCCUUCCUGUCGCCCGUGCUCCUCUUUGCCAUUUCCACCGUUUGGGUGCUCUUCUCUCCAUCCGAAAUCCUGGAGCUACAGCCCAGGCUCUACUACCUCAUGGUGGGCACGGCCUUCGCCAACGUCACGUGCAAGCUGAUUGUGUGUCAAAUGAGCAACACGCGUUGCCAGCCACUGAGCUGGCUACUGGUGCCGAUGACCGCCGUGGUGACGCUGGGCGUGUCGGGCCUGGUGGCCGACGAGACGCGACUGCUGUACUUGUGGACGGCCGCCGUCGUGCUGGCGCACAUACACUACGGCGUGUCGGUGGUCCAGCAACUCAGCAACCAUUUUGGCAUCAUGGCCUUCUCACUGAAGAAGCCUCGCAGUGAUUGACAUGAGGACGAACGAAUCGGCUUGAAAGGAGCAGAAGAAGUUUAGACUCUCCCCGCUCCUUUUCUCUCUCUGCUCAACGACAUGUCACCCUCGUUACCGCGGUAACCGUAUCCUCCAUCCAUGAGGGAUGCCCCAAAACACGCACGCACACAUAGCCACCCGCCUCAAGUUUUUUUUUGUUUUUUUUGGUGAUUGGGGGGCUCAAGGAGGUUCGGCUUACCUCAUUGGAGGAUCGGUCGGUCCACUGUGUCGAGCCAAUGAGGUGCGAGUGUUUCCUACGGAAAUGUGUUCCAUUUAUUGGCUAGCGAGCCAAUACGCGCGCCCCCCCCCCCACAGAUAAACAAUAUUAUGGUAUUAUGAAUGUAUAAUAAUAUUAAUAAUAAGCCUUGAUGAAAACUCGGAAUUCAAAAGUUUUUAAUUUACUCUUUAAUGCAAUCAUUAUUUUAAUAUUUGCGGUUAUUUGGAAGUAGACUUGACUAAUGGAUCCUGCGCGGCGGAUCAUAUUUAUUCCGCUACACGCUGCCGGUGAUCAGACGCGGAUGAUACAGGGAAGUGUCGUGUCUUUCACGCUGAUUCGUUCUUUAUCCCCCCCCCCUCCCUCGUCUUUCGUGUCGUUGGGUUGCCGUGGCGACGGCAGCCGCUUGAAUGAAGAGUGCAUCCCAAAAGCCGUGCCACGGAACGGAUUCACUCUGAGGGGAGCAAGCGAGCACACGCCCGCCGCCUGGCCUCUUUUGUUGGUUUGUUCGUUCGUUUGUUUGUUUGUCAUAAAACAAUUUUUUUUUUGUAUAACUAAUGUGUGUCGGUGUCGUCAGCAAGCGUCAAGCCUGCAGCUCUGCUACUAAUGCCUGGCAAACGGGACGCGAGUGUUGAGGGACAGCCUGCAUGCCUUUCAAGCACAUCGAGUCGAGGAAGCUCAAGUUUGUAUGUAUGUGUGUGUGUAUAUGUGUGUAUAUAUGUGUGUAUGUUGAGAUAAGGAAAGAAACUGACAGAAUACACGAGAUGAACACAGACGUAAUGCGUCUAUAUAGAAAAGUUUAUUAUGAGCAAAUGCGAUCAAUUCAUGACUGAAUUGUGUGGUGCUCGGUACACUUCAUAAUGUUCCAUCCUAACAUUAGAGAGAAGAAAGAAAACCUCAUUGAGUGUAAUUUUUUUUUUUCAACCACUAUGUUGGACACCACUGUGUUUUUUUGUUUUUUUUUAAUUAAAAUGGAUGAAAAAUGCCUGUAAGUGCUUAAUACUUCUAAUCAGUUGAAAAUAUCUGAUGAAUAAAUGCUACACAAACUG
Syngnathus acus (greater pipefish) is the source of this 2627-nucleotide messenger RNA. RefSeq names its product selenoprotein I (gene selenoi). Gene Ontology annotation, cellular component: Golgi apparatus; endoplasmic reticulum membrane. The record is from RefSeq and is a predicted model, not a curated record. The transcript has 10 exons. Gene Ontology annotation, biological process: phosphatidylethanolamine biosynthetic process. Gene Ontology annotation, molecular function: ethanolaminephosphotransferase activity. NCBI's taxonomy places the organism in Eukaryota, Metazoa, Chordata, Actinopteri, Syngnathiformes, Syngnathidae.